Epinephelus lanceolatus (giant grouper) is the source of this 3016-nucleotide messenger RNA. It is a transcript of the gene prkd4, whose product is annotated as protein kinase D4. Lineage: Eukaryota; Metazoa; Chordata; Actinopteri; Perciformes; Serranidae. The record is from RefSeq and is a predicted model, not a curated record. Gene Ontology annotation, molecular function: ATP binding; protein serine/threonine kinase activity. Gene Ontology annotation, biological process: phospholipase C-activating G protein-coupled receptor signaling pathway; protein phosphorylation; intracellular signal transduction. Gene Ontology annotation, cellular component: cytosol.
GAUGACUUGGACCAUUUCAAAGCGUGUGUGUGUGUGUGUGUGUGUGUGAGUUUUCACAACGUUGGGGCUCCGUACGCCGCACCAUCUCAGCUCUCGCAGAGGUUAGUCUCUCUCUGUAACUUCCUGUAACUUCGACAGCCGAGCCCCACAGGAGGAAACCAGACCCACCAGAGUGCGUGUUGAGAAUGUGCAGCACAAUGAAAGAUCAGCUGUCGCAUCAUUGAGAUAAAAUCCUGCGACUGAGGUGAAAGAUCGGAACUUGAAUGAACCGGGACUAGAAAGAUCUUUCUCCAUGUUCGCAGCAACUCCCUCCAGCCCCACCAGUCACACAGUGCCGGCUCUGGUCCAGUUCCAGCUCGGCCUGUUCAGGGAGGUGGUUCGAGUCCCCGCCAGCAACCUGAGCUAUCACCAUGCCAAGAGGCUGGCUGCUGAGAUCAUAGAGCGCAAGGCUCCAGACUGCACCGUGGUGGGUGCAGGGGAGAAGAUUCUGCUGUUCAGACAUCAGUUCGCCACAGAGCAGCUGCUGCACCGCCUGACAGACGACGACGAGCUGCGGGAUGGAGACCUCAUCGAGGUCAUCAUAGCAGGAUCAGCGUCGGUGACUGAGAUGAGGAUCCGUCCCCACACCCUGGUGGUGCAGUCAUACCGGACUCCCACCUUCUGCCACCACUGCGGAGAAAUGCUUUGGGGCCUCGUUCGACAGGGAUUAAAGUGUGACGGGUGUGGAUUAGACUUUCAUAAACGUUGUGCUUUCCUGUUGCCCAAUAACUGCAGUCGAGCGCGGCGUCAGGUCAGCACCAGCCUCUCGUUGUUUCCUCCUCGACGACCACGUACACACUCUCUGUCCAAUCAGGCAGGAGGCAGUCUGGAAGAGAUCAGCAUGUCCAAGCCCUCCUCCAGGCCUCCGUCCUGGACUGAGCCCCCGGUCUGGCUGGCAGUUGGGUACGGCGACACCAGCACGGCUCAGGUCCCUCACACCUUCCACAUCCACAGCUACACCAAACCCACCGUCUGCCAGUACUGCCACCGGCUGCUCAAAGGGCUCUUCAGACAGGGGCUGCAGUGCUCAGACUGCAGGUUUAACUGCCACCGGCGCUGUGAGCUGCUGGUCCCCAGAGACUGUCCAGGAGAGAGGAAAGGCAUCAACGGUGAAGAAUCCCCAGCAGUGGGUCACGGCAGCCCAGCAGACCCAGACCAUAAUGAUUCAGACUGCACCAGCACAACAACACUAGAGAUCUCAGAUGAUGAGAUGUCCACUGAUGGAGACCAGACGGCCGAGACAAAGGAAGAAGCGCCACAGAGAGAGCCGAUGAGUCCGUGUUUCAGCAGCUACAUCCCUCUGAUGAGGCUCGUCCAGUCGGUGCAUCACUCCAAGAGGAGGGCAGGUGGAGUCCUGAGAGAGGGAUGGCUGCUGCAUCACACCAACACUGACACACUGAGGAAGCGUCAUUACUGGAUCCUGGACUGGAGGAGCAUCACUCUGUACCAGAAUGAGAGCAGCACCAAGUACUACAAGGAGAUCACUCUGUCUGAGGUGCUGCAGGUCCGAGGCCCCGCCCAGCUCACCGUGCCCUUGUUGCCAGGCAACAGCGCCCACACCUUGGAGGUAGUGACUGCCUCGCUGGUGUACUGCGUGGUGGCCGGAGAGGACGGGCCGGCCUGGGAGAGCGCCAUCCAUCAGGCUCUGAUGCCGGUGCAGAGCAGCGCGGGACACGGCGAUGAGAACCAGGAGGGAGAUUCAUGCAGAGACAGCGUGGACAUCAGCUCGGUGUAUCAGAUCUUCACAGACGAGGUGCUGGGCUCAGGACAGUUUGGAGUGGUGUACAGAGGUACUCACAGGAAGUCAGGUCGGCCAGUCGCCAUCAAAGUCAUCGACAAGACGCGCUUUCCCACCAAACAGGAGAGACAGCUGAGGAAUGAGGUGGCCAUCCUGCAGAAUCUGUCCCACCUCGGCGUGGUUCUGUUGGAGGGCAUGUUCGAGACAGUGGAGCACGUGUUUGUCGUCAUGGAGAAGCUCCAUGGAGACAUGCUGGAGAUGAUUCUGUCCAGCGAGAGAGGCCGACUCCCUGAACGCAACACCCGCUUCCUGGUCAUGCAGAUCCUGGAGGCUCUGCGCUAUCUGCACUUCAAACACAUCGCUCACUGUGACCUGAAACCUGAGAACGUCCUGCUGGCCUCUGCCGACCCCUUCCCUCAGGUGAAGCUGUGCGACUUCGGCUUCGCCCGCAUCAUCGGCGAGAAGUCUUUCCGCCGCUCUGUCGUGGGCACGCCGGCCUACCUGGCGCCCGAGGUGAUCAGCAGCAGUGGCUACAACCGCUCCUUGGACAUGUGGUCCGUGGGCGUCAUCAUGUACGUGAGCCUGAGUGGCACGUUCCCCUUCAAUGAGGACGAGGACAUCAAGCAGCAGAUCACCAACGCCGCCUUCAUGUACCCCCGACAACCGUGGGCCUCCAUCUCCCUGGAGGCCAUGAGUCUCAUCAAUAACCUGCUGCAGGUGUCGGUCAGACGCAGGUUCAGCGUGGGCAAAACUCUGGGACACCCCUGGCUGCAGGACUUCCAGCUGUGGUGUGACCUCAGAGAGUUCGAGCAGAGGAUGGGCUGCAGGUAUCUGACGGACCAAGGGGACGAGGAGCGCUGGAUACGCUAUGCUCAGGAGAGGGGCCUGGACUUCCCGACCCACCUCUGCUGGGACCCUGACAACAACCCCCAAAUGUGACCUCGCUGUGGAGGUUAAAGGUCAGUCAGUUUCAUAAUCCAUACAAAAAUCUUGAAUCUGUUAUAGUUUCUGUGAGGACUAAGGUGUUUUGUAGUGGGGAGAAAAACUAAAAGAAUCAGCAGUAAACACAAAUAACAAGCUCAUUAAUCCAUAGCAAUCAUAGCGUAGCAUCGGCCGGCUCAGACCAGGGUCCAACAUCAACACAGUUGUGCUCCAUUGACUGUAAUGUAAUCGUUUCAGAUGUCCUUCAUUUUCAGGCUGGUUUUGUGGAUUUGGAGCUAAAUGUUGUGCCUGGGGCAC